AUGGGUGGGUUAAAUGGAAACAGCCCAAGAGCCUCUCCAAGGAAAACAUUUAGCCCAAAAAACUCUCCAAGAAAAACAAACACAACUCUAAAACAACUCCUUUUAGAUUCAAGGAACAUGACAAGUUCUCUUGAUUCUGAGACAGAGGAAUUGCUUUCUCUAAUAUCUUACUGUUCUUUCACAUACACUUUCACUGAUCCACAAGAAUCUCCUUCACAACAAGAUUUAAAGAGGCUAAAACUCAUCCAACUCCUUUCCAUCAUCAAGACUCUCAUAAAACCACUUGAUGAUGAUCAACUACUUUCACCCCUUUUCAUAAUGUUGUCAUCUAAUCUUUUUAGGCCACUCCCUCCAUCAAUUCAUUCUGUCGUCUCAGUAUUACCAGAUGACGAUGAUCUUGUCAGCAAUCCAACACCCUCCUGGCCACACUUGCAAAUCGUUUACGACAUUUUCCUCAGGAUUGUUAGUAGAACAUGUGUUGAAUCCCUCCGUAUCUACAUAGACCACGCUUUCCUCCUUAGUCUCCUCGCGUUGUUCCAAUCUGAAGAUCAAAGAGAACGCGACAACUUGAAGAAUGUGUUCCACAGAAUCUAUUCAAAGUUAACAUUCUACAGACCAUUCAUGAGAAAGACUAUGCAUGAUGUAUUCUUGCACUAUGUUUUCGAGACUGAUCAAAGGCACCCUGGAAUUGGAGAGCUUCUUGAAAUAUGGGGCACAAUUAUAAAUGGAUUUAGUGUUCCUUUGAAAGAAGAACACAAGUUUUUCUUGAAUAGAGUUCUUGUCCCUUUGCAUAAACCAAAAGGGAUGCAAGUUUAUCAUAGGCAGUUGGCUUAUUGUGUAUCUCAGUUUGUGCAAAAAGAGCCUGAGCUUGGUGAGGUUGUUAUAAGAGGCAUAUUGAAGUACUGGCCUAUUACAAAUUGCCAGAAGGAAGUUCUGUUUAUUGGUGAAUUGGAAGAACUUGUGGAGACUGUUGAUCCACAAUUGUACAAGGAACUUGCCCUGCCAUUGUGCACCAAAAUUACCAAGUGUUUAAACAGUUGGAACUCGCAGGUUGCUGAACGCGCAUUGUAUGUGUGGAACAAUGAGCAAUUCUGGAAGAUGGCAUCACAAGCAAUGGAACAAGUCUUUCCAGUUCUAGUGGAAGGGAUGGAGAAGAAUUUGCAAGGACAUUGGAGCAAAAGUGUUCGACAAUUGACAGAGAAUGUGAAGGGAAUGCUGGAAGCUCUUGCACCAUUUCUCUAUUCCAAGUGCCUUCUACAGCUUGAAAUCCAAGAAGCCGGUGAACGCAUAGAAGAGAUGAGAAGAAAAGAAAUUUGGGAAAAAAUUGAAAAUGCAGCAAUGUAAUAAGAGAACAUACUGUAAAUGCAUUUCAUAAUCAACACAUAUAAAAGAGGCCUUGAUAGUGACUGUUUCCCACAGCAUCAUAUCCUCUGACU
Molecule: messenger RNA, 1436 nt
Organism: Solanum stenotomum
Lineage: Eukaryota; Viridiplantae; Streptophyta; Magnoliopsida; Solanales; Solanaceae
Product: serine/threonine protein phosphatase 2A 57 kDa regulatory subunit B' kappa isoform-like
Exons: 2
Coding region: 1-1344 (447 amino acids)
Biological process (GO): signal transduction
Cellular component (GO): protein phosphatase type 2A complex
Molecular function (GO): protein phosphatase regulator activity
Source: RefSeq, a predicted model, not a curated record